UUGGCACAUCAAGGUCGGCUCCACAUGCCGGGACAUCUGUGAUCGGAGCAGUGGGAAGAAAACUACGUCACCGAGGCCAAGAGAUCAGGUGCUUGUUGACGGGAGCUUCAUCCCACUCCUGAUCGUCUCGACUACACGCGUACGCAGGUUUCCCGAAGACUUGUUAAAUCGCGUGCGCUGAAGCGCGAAAUCGAAGUUCCAGUGUUGCAUCUUUUCUAAGUGAAGGUCAAAUCGGUUUUCAAGCUUGUCCCGGCUUCGUCCCGACUGUACCCGAUUGACCCGCGCAGCGCAAAGCCUCUCGUGUGACGGUGACAAGCUCUCGCAAACCCGACACCAAGCAGCUAAUUUACAUUAACUCCCCAACUGCACCAUGUGGUGGCCCUGGAGUGGCGGUUCAGACAAACCGACGGGCCCAGCAGGCCCGGGGAAUGAAUCGGCUAAGCCCCCGCAGAGUACAAGCGCGACAGACGACCUGAAGAAGGCUGCAGCAGGCUUGGACCCUGAGAAGCUUCCCGAGAGGAAGAAGCUGCCAAACAAUCUGCAGAAUAUCAUUGAGAAGUCUGACAAAGAAGAGAGCAUCUAUGACGAGCUCGUUGAGGGAUACGCCCCUCCGUCGACGGAAUCGAACGUCCGCUACGCGGCCUACGCCUCCCGCUUCCGCACCAUCCUGCUCUCCGCGCACCGCUAUGUAGCCUACACAUCCGACAUAGGCGAGUCCUUCCGGCCGGUGGCGCACCCGUGGCUCGUCCGCGGCGCCUACGGCGUUUCAUGGGCGUACAUUCUGGGCGACGUUAGCUACGAGGGCUACAAGGCCUACUGGCACAACCAGCGCAUCCUCAACCCGCAGAUGGAGCUCACCACACGCCAGCAGCAGAUCCUGGGCGUCGACAUGUCCGCUAUCCCAGGCUCGCCCCCCCCGGCUGCGCCCGGCACCAUCCCCCCGCUUGAGGACUACCGGACAGUGAUGUUGCAGCGGGGGAUCUUCCAGAGCAUUGCCAGCAUGGGCCUGCCGGCGUUUACGAUCCACAGCGUGGUGCGGUACAGCGGACGCGCGAUGAAGGAUGUCAAGAAUGCCAGGUUACGGACCUGGGGCCCGAUUGGGUUGGGGUUGUCCGUCGUGCCGUUCCUGCCGGCCAUCUUCGACAAGCCGGUGGAAAAUGCGGUUGAGUGGGUGUUCCAUAAGGGAUUCGAGGCGUUUGGUGGGCACGAGGCGGUUGGGAAUGCGCCGCUUAUUGGGAGGGAGAAACAGUUAUCAGAGAGGCCUAAGCAGAAGAAGGAAUAGCGACAUUCAAUAUGGAGUUUCGGCUGGGACGAAUCGUCGCUCAUUUCAUACAUCCUGAUAAUACGACGGUAGCGUCUUAAAGGUAUUGUUCACACAGAACUGGUACUGGAGCGCAUCAAAAGCACUCAGCAAGUGUGACACAGUUGAAUCAACCCCGCUGUCUAAGCCC
Parathielavia appendiculata is the source of this 1451-nucleotide messenger RNA. RefSeq lists its product as uncharacterized. The record is from RefSeq and is a predicted model, not a curated record. The coding region runs from base 371 to 1282 and encodes 303 amino acids. Gene Ontology annotation, cellular component: mitochondrion. Gene Ontology annotation, biological process: mitochondrial fission. NCBI's taxonomy places the organism in Eukaryota, Fungi, Ascomycota, Sordariomycetes, Sordariales, Chaetomiaceae. The transcript has 2 exons.